Molecule: messenger RNA, 852 nt
Organism: Daucus carota subsp. sativus
Lineage: Eukaryota; Viridiplantae; Streptophyta; Magnoliopsida; Apiales; Apiaceae
Exons: 1
Coding region: 1-852 (283 amino acids)
Molecular function (GO): nucleic acid binding; RNA-DNA hybrid ribonuclease activity
Source: RefSeq, a predicted model, not a curated record
AUGGAGGAAUCGCUCUCGCAUUUAUUCUGGAAUUGCACUCUGGCUAAUUGGACUUGGAAUUAUAUUAGCUCCUGGUGGUCGAUAAAUUCUCUUUCGUUUAAAAGCAGACCUUUCAGCAUUCCAUAUUUGCUUUCUUUGAAACCUCAACGGCAUGUGAGCAAGAUUUGGCGUAUGGUUGUGUCAGCUUCUUUGUGGUCCAUCUGGCUCGCUAGAAACGAUUUUGUUUUUAACAAGUCAAAGAUUAAUGAAAAAGAGCUCACUCGUUUGAUUUUCAUUAGGAUCUCAAAAUGGGGAAGUGCCUCGAAGAUUAUGCCCUUCGGGUCUGAUCCUCUAUGGAAUAUUAAUCCGGUUGGUGCAAUUAACGUUCAUCAUUUUAGGGAUAUGACAAAUUUUUGGAAAUUUAAACAGGAGGUGUAUAGUACGGUUUGCAUGGUGGAUGCUGCAUGGCUUGCUACGUCCGACGGAAGUAUAAAAGGUGGCAUAGGUGGGAUUAUUAAAAAUAAGUGCGGGCAGAUUUUGUAUUGUUUCUCAGCUCCGUCUUAUGGAUACACUAUCCAUGAAGCCGAAAUAGAAGCAAUUCUGCAUGUUCUAUCAGUUUUCAGGUCAAACCCUUGCCUCAUGCAUAAUUCAGUUAUUUGCUCGGACUCAGUGGUAGCAAUUAAUGCAAUCUCGGCGGGUUUGGAAUAUUCGUUCCCUCUUUUAGUUCCAGAUUUUAGCAUUAAUGAGAUAUUCCAAAAUUCUGUUUGCCUUAAUUUCGUUCCUUCUGAUCUUAAUGAUGAAGCUGAUCAAUUGGCAAAAGAUGGACUUAAUAGGGAUCAGUUUAGUGCUUUCUGGUCAGCACAGGUGUUUUAA